AUCCUGCCUCACAUGGCAGGCUGCAUGCUGACAGGUAAACUGUAAGGGUGAUUUCUUUGCCCCGCUGCAAUGGGAGAUUUCGACGAGAGUAGUCUUUACUUUGCGCUGUGACGGAGCUCAAACGGUAUGCAAACAGCCGAGAGACAGAGAGACGGGCAGAAAGAGAGAGAGAGUCAUCGAGAGAGAGAGAGAGAGAGAGAGAGGGGAGGAUGAUGUCAUAGUUUUUAGUCUGUACCAUAGAAGAAGCAGAUGGAUGCAGGCUUCCUCCUUUUCUUGAGUUCCUGUCUCCAUCUCCAUCCCCAACAUCAGCCUCAGCAUCAGGACUCAUCGAGGACAAAGAGUGACAAACCGCACAAGCAGAGUCUGUUCGGGUAAACUGUCUGCAGGUGGAGGAAACAAAGCGGAAAGCCUUCCUGUUGAUGGAUGUGAGCGGAUCAUCAGCCGAAGGAGAAGUCCGAUAAAGACGUGAUAUGGACCAAAAUAUCGGAGCAAGCUCUGGGUCAGUCCUCUUUUCUGUCUUUAUUCUGUAUUAUGAGCAGGCGGCAGUCUAGAGGAGCUAGUCCUGCCCAGAAAGGAGGAGGAGGAGGAGGAGAGACACACAGAAGGGUGUCGACGGAGAGAGGCAGGGGUAGAGGAGAAGAGGAGGGGAGGAACGGAAGAAAAAUAAUAGAGUAAUAUUACAAGCUUCCAAUAAUGGCGGCUAAAUCGGACGGGGUCCUGAAGAUGAAGAAGAGCGACGUGGCCUUCACCCCCCUGCAGAACUCCGAGCACUCUGGCUCGGUGCAGGGGCUCCACCCGGGCGCCCAGCCCGACUCUGCGGGCACCGGGGACGGAGACUUCGUCAACGGGGAGUCGCGGUGUUGCGGCGGCGGAGGCUCCAACUCGACGUGCCUUCGCCUUGGCAGAGAGCAGCAGAAAUACACAGUGUGGGACUGCUUGUGGAUCGUAGCCGCAGUGGCCGUGUAUCUGGCCGAUGUGGGCACCGACGUGUGGCUGUCGGUCGACUACUACCUCCGCCGCGACUACUGGUGGUUCGGCCUGACGCUCUUCUUCGUGGUGCUGGGCUCCUUCUCGGUCCAGCUUUUUAGCUUCAGAUGGUUCGUCCAUGACUUCAGCACCGAGGACGGAGCCGAAUCCGCCGCCGAUUGCUCUCACAUGGAUGGGAAUAAGCUGCUGAGCGGCUCGGCCUCGCACGGCGACGUUACCGCUCAACACCACCCGGCUACGCCGCAGAGACAGGCGUCGACCGCCAGCAAGAACACCACGACCAACAGCACCGCGAGCACUGCGGUGGGCAGCAGGAGUAGGAAGCGAUCGGCCUACUACUCCUUCUGCGUCUGGUUCGGCCAGUCCGUCAUCCACAUUCUCCAGCUGGGCCAGAUAUGGAGGUAUUUUCAUACCAUCUACCUGGGCGUUAGAAGUCGUCAGAGUGCUGAGACGGAGCGCUGGCGUUACUACUGGAGGAUGGUCUAUGAGUUUGCAGAUGUGAGCAUGCUGCAUCUACUGGCCACCUUUCUGGAGAGUGCUCCACAACUGGUGUUGCAGCUGUGUAUCAUUAUACAGACACACAAGCUCCAGGCUGUGCAAGGUAUGACAGCAGCAGCCUCCCUUGUCUCUCUAGCCUGGGCCCUGGCCUCCUACCAGAAGGCCCUGCGAGAGUCUCGCGAUGACAAGAAGCCCAUUAGCUACCUGGCUGUCAUCAUCCAGUUCUGCUGGCACUUCUUCACGAUCGCUGCAAGGGUCAUCACCUUUGCCCUGUUUGCCUCUGUGUUUCAACUCUACUUUGGCAUCUUCAUCGUCCUGCACUGGUGCAUCAUGACCUUCUGGAUUGUCCACUGUGAGACAGACUUCUGCAUCAGCAAGUGGGAGGAGAUUGUCUUUGACAUGGUGGUGGGCAUAAUCUACAUAUUUUCCUGGUUCAACGUCAAGGAGGGACGAACAAGGUGUCGACUUUUCAUCUAUUACCUGGUGAUUUUGGUGGAGAAUGCUGCUCUCAGUGCAUUGUGGUAUCUCUACCGAUCGCCUCACACCACUGACGCCUUUGCAGUGCCAGCACUCUGUGUCAUCUUCAGCAGUUUCCUCACUGGCGUGGUUUUCAUGCUCAUGUACUAUGCCUUUUUCCAUCCCAAUGGGCCACGCUUUGGGCGUUCGCCAAGUGGCCAGGGUCUCGACCUGGACCCCACCUCUCAGUUCUCUACAUUACCAUCUGAAGGUGCCACCAACUCACUACGUUCCAACCGAGGUGCCACCACAACCCUGGAGCGUGACAUGGGGAAGUAUUCUGAGCGGGAUGGCUGCAUGCCAGUUUUUCAGGUCCGACCCACAGUGCCAUCCACGCCAUCGUCUCGUGCUCCACGCCUUGAAGAGACCGUCAUCAAGAUCGACCUUUGUAGGAACCGCUACCCAGCCUGGGAGCGUCAUGUACUCGACCGCAGUAUACGCAAGGCAAUCCUGGCCAUAGACUGCUCGCUGACUCCUCCCCGGCUGCAGUACAAAGAUGAUGCACUGGUGCAGGAGAGGUUGGAAUACGAGACCACGUUAUAGUUCCACCCUGCCCUCGGAACCCACAGAGGAGUGCAACCAUUUAUUCUGCUAUCACAUGAACACUAACAGGGACUGUGGCAAUAAGAAUUUGUUACUACCAACAAUCUCACUUCUCAUCUGUCGUUACCAUUUUUCUUUUUCUAUUCUUUAGCAUUAGCGCCCACCCAGGAGCAUACAGCCCUGUUGGUAGUGAUCUAAGGAGCAAUUUGGCGCAAGUGCAGUUGAUGUCACCGGAUGUGUUUGUGUUCUUUUUAGGGUGGUUGCUAUUAUUUUUUACUUCCACUCAUCAGGGAAAUCCCAUCUGGUAUGAACUAAAUGCAAAUCAGCAGAGUGCCUCAACACUCUACUCAGACAGUACAAGGUGCUGAUGCAUUAUUUGCUUAAGUCUGAAGAAGUUAGGGAUAAAUUAAGCAUAGGUCCAUGUCCAUUCAGAUGGGUUUUAAGUCAUCAGAUAUUCCACUUUAACCUAAAUGACACCUGAAUUAUACAGGAAUUCCUCUAAUGUGAAGAGAAAAGGAAACAAUCCCUCAUUCAGCGUCAGCAAAGACUUAAAACUGUCAUAUCUGUCUUAAUGUGUUGGUGACCUACUGUUUGAAAGUUCUAAUGAUGUGAUCCCAUAGCAGCCACAACUACUACUUCCAUCAACAUCCACAUGAUAACUCAUCGCUCCUGUUCUCUUAGUGCCAAAAAGCUUCCUUGGACAUGUCCUCUAGAUUCUGAGGAGUAGGACCACUUUUGAGAUGGCUGGGAAGUCCAAAAAGUUCUCCUCUGGCCUAGACAUUUGAUUCCUCUUGGAUAACUAUGGUCUAUCGUGGAUGAAGGUCAGACAGAAAGUCAACUACAUGAAGACAAUGGUUAAAGUAGCAUCUAUACUCAGUCAUUGUGUUUUGUUUGGAUAAAGUCAACCAAACCUGGCAGGAAGGAAGAACAGGGAGAGAGAAAGAAGCGGUGAAGGUUGAACAGUCACAAGCUCACUGCCUUUCUCCCAUGAGGAAAUAUAAGUCAAACUCCCACAAUGCCAAGAAAAAAAAAUCUUCCUGGCAGCUCAACUCAACUAUUUUCAGUCCAGCCACAUCAACCUGGCUGUGCUGCGAUACUGAUCUUUGCUUAUCUGUGGAGGCAAAUGUGGAGGGGAGAGCAGAAGAAAUGAGCAAAGUGCCAGAUAGCAAUGAAAAGGAGACGACAAGAGAGGAUGAUGCAGGAAAUGGAAAUGAGUCAGUGAUGGAAAAGAAGAGAAAAGCAGGCAAGCAGCCAUCUCAGCCAAACUAAACCAACCACCAGGAUGUACAGUACUCUGAUACAACAUGCAGCAUUUUUUACUUUAGAGAUGAUGUAGAGGGUACUGAAGUCAUUGUGAGUCUGUGUUUUUAGUGCUGUGAGUGUGUAUGUGUUGGCAAUAGGCGAUGAAGGCGUGUGUGUGUGUGUGUGUGUGUGUGUGUGUAUGCGUGUGUGUGUGUGUGGUGUUCAAACAAGAGAAGCAGCUCAGGAGGACGUGUGCUUGGUGUGUGUAUCGCUAUCAUCCAUCUUUGAUAAACACACGUCACCUUCUGGGAAAAAUGUUUCCCAGCAGCUUUUAACUUUGUUACACCAAGCCACACAACAUAUGUUAGCAUGGUGCUGGUUGUGUCCACUGGCUUUAAUGAGAAAUGCUAACCAAGUGAUUUUUGGUUAACUGAAGUGCCACUGUCAAAGCUUAAUUUAAGACCACCACUAUAACACAUAUCAUGGUUCUGGGAAGGGUAAAUGAUGAAAUCCUGAAAUUUUCAUUUAAUGAAUUUUAAUGCAGGAAAACACAGCACAUUCUUAUCCCAAGUCGUCACAUAUCGCUGCUUUGUCAGUGGACUUUUAUGCCUACAUAUUACGUGCUAGGUAUCCUCCUGAGUCUGCUGUUGAUGUUCUGGAAUGCCACAACCAAUGCCGGGAGUUCAACAAAAGCAUGUGGUUAGGUUUGAAAAAAAAAAAAAACCCAUCAUGAUUUGGCUCUACAUUCAUACAGGAAGCUAACACCAGGGUCCUGGACCCAUCCACCACAACUCCUGCAUGCCCUAUAGGGACUUUCCAAGUCCUCAUAUCACAUUGUUACCUGUAGUGUUUCAAUCUGAUGCUGUCCUGUGGUAUAUCAUACAAGUGCCCUCCAGCCACGUUAUGAAAUGACAAUGCUUGGUAGUGUAUCAUACUGCUGCAACAGGUGCUGUCCAGCCCGGUUACAAACUGAUGAUGCCCGGCAGCAUAUCAUACUAUGGGGAAAGGUGGCUUGUGGCAUCAGUGUGUGAUGCUGAAAUCAGCAACAAAGCAGUGGUAUUUGGCGACUUCAGCAUGAGAACAGACUGGAAAAAGACAAAACAAAAAGCAACUGCAGGCUGGUGCAAGUAACAAAACAUGAUUUAAUCCAACAGGAAUUAAUAGGUCCUUUUCACUUAAGUCAACACAAGUUGUGUAAAACAAAGACGGCACAAUGUUUCUCCCUCGCUCAUACAAUGGGGGCUGCUCAGCUGCAGCCUAGUCAGUGCUGUAACUGGUGGCCAGAUGAUAUAUAAAUGACACUGCACACCUCUCUAUCUGCCAUGGUAAUAAUGUUUAAAUAACACAAAGACAUUCACCAAAAAGAGUUUGCCUUUCAAAUUAAUGCAACAAAUGAAAAGAAACAAGGGGAGAUGGUAAAUUUGGAUUAAAUGGUGAAUGGUGAAGUUAGGACAGCACAGAUGGUGAACUAUACAGGGAGAAAUGGGUAGAGGGUAGUCAGAGAAUCAAAGUGAGGUGGAUUUCAGCUAAGCUGUGGCUCUGACUGAAAACCUUUUGAAGGUGAUCAUAAAAUUAUAGCCAUCCUGUCAUCCAGUGAGUUCAGACUUUUAGCAUUUUCCCCAUAAUGUUCAUACUGAAAAUGAACUAGGUUUCAUCAGAUCCGAUCAAGAUCAGCAGUGUGGUGUGUCUUAUAUCAGGGCAAGACAGUACCUGAUGAUGAUGAUGAUGAUGAUGAUGAUGAUGAUGAUGAAACAACUUUCUAAAGCCUUGCUAGUGGCACCUGGAGACAAGAUCAUGUGAUGAGGUGUUUGAGGUCAUAAACAACAUUCUAACAAUGGUGCUGAAAAUGUAAGGUUUGCCCUGGUGGUGACAAGGGAGGGAAGAUCAGGGCCUCACCAUUAAGAUUUCUGGUGGAGACAUUAAAAUCAAGAGCAAACUUAAUUCAAUUCUGAAAAUUUGUUUUCAAGAUACCUUGUGAUGUCCAAAUGUUAGUCAAAUUACAUUUUUGAUUGACUGGUGGCAGGGGUCAGGGGGUCACCAAAGUCAUCUUCUAGGGUUCAUGACUAUACAUACUAGGAGUUCUAAUUUAAGUGUUGGACCAUGGACUGUAUAUAAAGAUGGACAAUGCUUUUCCACUUACCUCCAGUGUACAAAAACAAAGCCAACAUAUCCCAGAUAAUGCCGCUGCCAUCUUGGGAUGGUGACGUCAUUUGGAGCCAGAGUCUAUGCAGUAGCCAUCUUUGCUGGUAUCGAGUUCCUGCCCAAUCUCAAGCAGUACCAUUGAUUGCGAGCACACUGAUUGGCACAAGCAGAUGUCAAUCAUGACAUCAACCCCC
This is a messenger RNA of Epinephelus lanceolatus (giant grouper), 6122 nucleotides long. It is a transcript of the gene xkr4, whose product is annotated as XK related 4. Gene Ontology annotation, biological process: apoptotic process involved in development; engulfment of apoptotic cell; phosphatidylserine exposure on apoptotic cell surface. Gene Ontology annotation, cellular component: plasma membrane. Lineage: Eukaryota; Metazoa; Chordata; Actinopteri; Perciformes; Serranidae. The record is from RefSeq and is a predicted model, not a curated record.